UCGCUGGCGAACGCAGGAAACUCGGGCUAAAAGUGUCUGCUGCUGCUGCCGCCGCCGCUGCCGCCCCCCUCAGCCUCCGGGAGAGAACCCAAAGAAAUGGUGUUACCUGGCAAGAGAUCUGUCCUUUACGAGAAAUCAGACCAAGAGCCUUGAAAUCAAAAAUAAAGAAUCAAAGAGCAGAGCUGUUGAGGAACAAAACAUAAAUCAGUGCAGAAUUUUAGAGUGGACUAUCGGGCCUUUAGUGUGAAGAUACGUCUACAUUAAACCAGAAAUCAUUGGCCAAUAAUAUUUCAACAAGAAUAUUUGGAAAAUUACACAUCUGUGAAAGUCAAUCAUGGAAAUCAAAGAGGAAGGAACAUCAGAAGAAGGCCAGCACUUUCUUCCAGCACAGGCAAAUGAUACCGGGGACUUUCAGUUCACCAGCAUUCCGAAGACUCCAAAUGAACCACAGUUGGAAUUCAUCCUUGCAUGCAAGGAUCUUGUGGCUCCUGUCCGUGAUCGGAAACUGAAUACAGUGGUGCAGAUCUCAGUAAUCCACCCUGCUGAGCAGAGUCUGACAAGAUACGCCAGCACUGAAAUUGUGGAGGGAACAAGAGACCCACUGUUUCUGACGGGUGUCACAUUCCCAUCUGAGUAUCCCAUCUAUGAAGAGACCAAAAUAAAACUAACAGUCUAUGAUGUCAAGGAUAAGUCUCAUGACACUGUCCGAACCUGUGUCCUCCCUGAACACAAGGACCCCCCUCCAGAAGUUGGGCGAAGCUUCUUGGGCUAUGCCAGUUUUAAAGUCGGGGAGCUACUGAAGUCAAAGGAGCAGCUGCUGUCCCUGAGCCUGAGAACUUCAGAUGGUGGCAAAGUGGUUGGCACCAUAGAAGUCAGUGUUGUGAAGAUGGGGGAGAUUGAGGAUGGGGAAGCCGACCACAUCACAACAGAUGUGCAGGGACAAAAGUGUGCACUAGUAUGGGAAUGUACAGCCCCAGAAAGCGUGAGCAGGAAAGAUAAUUUACCUUUUUUGAAUACAGUAUUAAGGAACCCAGUAUGUAAAUUAUAUAGAUUUCCUACAUCUGACAAUAAGUGGAUGAGAAUCCGGGAGCAAAUGUCAGAGAGCAUACUUUCUUUUCAUAUUCCUAAGGAAUUGAUUUCCCUUCACAUAAAAGAAGAUCUGUGUAGAAACCAGGAGCUAAAAGAACUUGGUGAACUUUCCCCACACUGGGACAAUCUACGGAAAAAUGUCCUUACUCACUGUGAUCAAAUGGUGAACAUGUAUCAAGACAUUUUGACGGAACUUAGCAGGGAAACAGGGUCUUCUUUUAAAUCAAGCAGCAGCAAAGGAGAGAAAACAUUAGAAUUUGUUCCAGUAAAUCUGCAUUUGCAAAGAAUGCAUGUACACAGCCCUCACCUGAAAGAUGCUCUCUACGAUGUCAUCACUGUUGGAGCCCCAGCUGCCCAUUUUCAGGGAUUUAAGAAUGGUGGUCUUCGGAAGCUACUCCAUCGAUUUGAAACAGAAAGAAGAAAUACUGGAUAUCAGUUUAUUUACUACUCUCCUGAAAACACAGCCAAAGCAAAGGAAGUUCUCAGCAACAUCAAUCAACUGCAACCUCUUAUAGCAACCCAUGCAGACCUACUGCUUAAUUCUGCGAGCCAGCAUUCUCCAGACAGCUUGAAGAAUUCUUUAAAGAUGCUUUCAGAAAAAACAGAGCUUUUUGUACAUGCCUUCAAGGAUCAGCUGGUCAGGAGUGCUCUUUUAGCACUCUACACAGCACGACCAGGAGGCAUCCUUAAGAAACCCCCCUCUCCUAAGAGCACAGCGGAGAGCAGCCCCCAGGAGCAGCCCCAAGCUGUGAGAAGGCAGGAUUCCAUACCACAUCAUUCGGACUACGAUGAGGAAGAGUGGGACAGGGUGUGGGCCAAUGUGGGGAAGAGCCUGAACUGCGUAAUAGCUAUGGUGGAUAAACUGAUUGAAAGAGAUGGUGGCAGUGAAGCCAGCGCUGGCAGCAAAGAUGGAGAAAAGGACCCGUCACUAGAGGACUCCAUCACAUCUCAUCCAAGGGAGGACUGGUAUGAGCAGCUGUACCCCCUCAUCCUCACCCUGAAGGACUGCAUGGGAGAAGUGGUGAACCGAGCCAAACAGUCCCUGACAUUUGUGCUGCUCCAGGAACUUGCAUACAGCUUGCCCCAGUGUCUGAUGCUGACGCUAAGAAGAGACAUCGUCUUCAGCCAAGCACUUGCUGGAUUGGUUUGUGGUUUUAUCAUCAAAUUGCAUUCAAGUUUAAAUGACCCUGGAUUCCUGCAGCAGCUUUAUACAGUGGGGUUGAUAGUACAGUAUGAAGGAUUGCUGAGUACCUACAGUGAUGAAAUUGGAAUGCUAGAGGACAUGGCUGUUGGCAUUUCAGAUUUAAAGAAAGUAGCUUUUAAAAUCAUUGAAGCCAAAACCAACGAUGUCUUGCCAGUCAUAACAGGAAGACGGGAACAUUAUGUGGUAGAGGUUAAGCUUCCGGCCAUGAUGUUUGAGUCGCUACCUCAACAGAUUAAAGAAGGGCAACUGCUUCAUGUGCACCCAGUUCUUUUUAAUGUUGGAAUCAAUGAGCAGCAAACUCUUGCUGAGAGAUUUGGAGAUGUCUCUUUGCAAGAAAAUAUUAAUCAGGAAAAUUUUGAGCUUCUAAAAGAAUAUUAUAAAACAUUUAUGGAAAAGAUGCCUCCUGAUUACAUUUCACAUUUUCAAGAACAGCAUGAUGUUAAAGGAUUACUAGAUAAUCUUCAUCAAAAUAUACAAGCCAAAAAAAGAAAGAAUGUGGAAAUCAUGUGGUUGGCUGCAACGAUUUGUCGCAAACUAAACGGUAUUCGUUUCACCUGUUGUAAAAGUGCCAAAGACAGGACAUCGAUGUCGGUGACCCUGGAACAGUGCACGAUCCUGAGGGAUGAGCACCAGUUACACAAGGACUUCUUUAUCCGGGCCCUGGAUUGUAUGAGAAGAGAAGGAUGCCGCAUAGAGAAUGUGCUGAAGAAUAUCAAAUGCAGAAAGUAUGCUUUCAACAUGCUACAGCUGAUGGCUUUCCCCAAGUAUUACAGACCUCCAGAGGGGACUUACGGAAAAGCUGACACCUAAGUUUACCAACAUGUAAAUAAACAGGAACGCAAAUACGUUUCCCUUGGAUGAUCUCUACCUUGGUCUUUCCAGUUCUUUUAUUGUUAUGAAUUUGGGGGAGGAAAUGAUAUAGAUGUUUGCCCAAGUCUAGGAACUACUUGACUAGCUAUCAGUGUUUAACUCAAAAAUCCAUUAAAAAAAUGUUUACAGUUUCUAUUUCUAAGCUUCUAUGUGUUGACCCUCACUGGUUGAGAUGGGUCCAUAAAGGGGACAUUUCAUUCAUGGACUGAGAACACUGAGGUUGAUUCAAUAGGAGUAGGGAUGUUUCAGAUAGGGGUAUGCCACACCUGAAAUGAAGAGUUGAUGGUAAGAAGGAGAGAGGCAUUCUAUAGCACUACUUAAUAGCUUUUCUCAUAGAUAAACAUAGCCCAUAUUAGGGGCUUUUAAAAUUUUUUCUAGCAAAUUGAAAUUUGGUCACAUUAACUCAUGCUAUAACUGAAGUAGUUUGCAGGUAUGCUUGUGAAGACUUGCCAUUCAGUCCAGAUGUGAUGUCUUCCCCUAAAUGGGUAUAAGUGCAGUGUUAGUAAAGUAGCAAACAUCAGAGAGUUUAGGCCAUAUAACAAACCACUGCAAGAAACUGAAAUUGCAAAGAAAUUAAAGAUGAAUGAUGUGUUGCUGCUCAAAGUAAAAACUUCCAACAGUCCAAACUCUGUGUAGUGAAGUUCAUGAAGUCAUCUAGCAAUUACCUUGGUAUAAGUAUGCAGUCCAGCACAGUUUAGUAUAUGUGAAUAAACAUUUAUAAAACAAAAGCAGCCAUCAUUAUUGAGUAACAAACAUCAUCUACUAACCUGUAUUUCAAAAAUGUCCAGCUCAUUAAAAUAAUAAUGGAUUUACCUGAACAUGGACUUGAGCAGUUCAAUAAAAGUACAUACCUGAAACCACCAUUCUUAAAAAAAAGUUUUUCAAAAUUCCUAUUAGAAGUUUCCUUGGAGAUCAUCUUGCAUGACACUGUGAUUUGAUAAGUGGGUAAAUAAAGGCAAUCUUUCAGCUAGAUACCUGGAGAAUCAUGAUUGCAAUUCCUUCCUACUUCCUUACACACUUCUACUUCCGAGGCCAUGGCUUGUUCCUCCUUCAAACUGCUAUGCGAAAUAUGUAUGACAAUUGAGGGAACAUACUAGUUUGUUAAAGAAAAAUUUGGAUUUAUCACCAAACUUGAAGUUCAUAGUACAGAACCCAUUUUCUCCAAAUGUUAAGAAUUUAUUUAUUUUUCCUUUGUCAUCAGUGGUAUAUGAUAUACAGAGCAUAAAUCACCCUUGGAAAUGCCAGAGAGUUAUUCUGUACACUUCUGUUAGCUGUGACCACAGUCAGUGGAUGUUUGACAGUACUUUGUAUAGCUGAAGUGGUAUCUCUUUUUUAAAGAUACCUCUUGAAAUAAGGAUUGCAAACGGAUCUC
Molecule: messenger RNA, 4535 nt
Organism: Lepus europaeus (European hare)
Lineage: Eukaryota; Metazoa; Chordata; Mammalia; Lagomorpha; Leporidae
Gene: INPP4B
Product: inositol polyphosphate-4-phosphatase type II B
Exons: 26
Coding region: 335-3103 (922 amino acids)
Cellular component (GO): cytoplasm
Molecular function (GO): phosphatidylinositol-3,4-bisphosphate 4-phosphatase activity
Source: RefSeq, a predicted model, not a curated record